Oldenlandia corymbosa var. corymbosa is the source of this 3321-nucleotide messenger RNA. Lineage: Eukaryota; Viridiplantae; Streptophyta; Magnoliopsida; Gentianales; Rubiaceae. The record is from the annotation of a GenBank genome assembly.
AUGCAGCGCCAGAAAUCGAUUACGUCGUUCUUCAAGAAACCCUCACCCGAGGGACAUCCGAAAACUCCCGGCGGAGACUCGGCGGACGGCGGCGGAGCUCUCCCCUUGCCUCUGACAAAGCAGGAUACAAAUGACGCCGUUUCUGGACCCAAGAAAGCUACUGGUACUGCCGAAGUUGACUGUACCGGUGAAGAAGUCAAAGGAACUGUUACACCGCCGGAGAAAGUUCCGCGUCAGGUUCUCCCGGCCCGUGGAGAUGUAAUCGGAACCAAUGACCUAUUCUCUUGCAUAAAGCACAAGUUCGUCAAGAAUGAUACUGCUAAAAUCUCUUCCACUGGGAAGCCAACUGGUGAUCCAAUUGAUAUGCGCGCUGUUAGUAGUACAUCCAGCGUGCCCAAACAAUCGGUAAAUGGAAAUUUCCUUUUUCAAGGAACCAGAAAGCAAACUGGUUGCCUUUCUUAUGGAACAGUUAAAAGAGGAAGCGAAUGGUGCCCGGCUGUUAUUGAAAGUGAUGAUGAUGUUGCUGGACCAGAAACACCAGGCACACGGCCUUCAGCUCCUCGGUAUAAAAGGGUACAAGAAGAUAUUCUUGAACCAAAAACCGAUGCCUCCACAUCAAAUCAUGCCAAAAGGAUGAAAUGUUUUCAGGAAUUGAAUCAAAAGAAGAACCAUGAAGAGGAUACUGCCAUGAGUAGUAAGUUUGAAUGGCUUCAUCCUUCUAAAAUCAAGGAUGCUAAAGGAAGAAGGCCUGGUAAUCCUUUAUAUGACAAAAGAACACUCUACAUACCUCCCGAUGCUUUAAAGAAAAUGUCGGCUUCUCAAAAGCAAUACUGGGAUGUCAAAUGUCAAUACAUGGACGUGGUGCUCUUCUUUAAAGUGGGAAAAUUUUACGAGCUUUAUGAAAUUGAUGCUGAAAUUGGUCACAAGGAACUUGAUUGGAAAAUGACAGUAAGUGGAGUGGGUAAAUGUCGUCAGGUGGGUAUAUCGGAGAGUGGGAUUGAUGAUGCUGUUCAGAAGCUGAUUGAUCGUGGGUAUAAAGUUGGAAGAAUAGAACAGCUGGAGACAUCAGAGCAAGCAAAGUCUAGAGGUUCCACUGCAGUAAUUCAAAGGAAAUUAGUAAGCGUGCUCACGCCAUCUACCACCAGUGAUGAUAGUAUUGGCCCUAAUGCUGUUCAUCUUCUUGCCAUCAAGGAGGAGUGUUGUGCGCUGGAGAAUGGUUCGGUAGACUUUGCGUUUGCUUUUGUCGAUUGUGCUGCUUUGAGAUUUUGGGUUGGUUCCAUCCGUGAUGAUGCUUCUUAUGCAGCUCUGGGAGCAUUGUUAAUGCAAGUGUCACCUAAGGAAGUGAUUUACGAUAGUCAAGGAGUGUCCAAAGAGGUACUGAAGGCACUGAAGAAGUACUCAUUAACAGGUUCAAGCGCAACAUUGUUGACUCCUGCUGAAGUUAGUGGUGAUCUUGUUACGGCCUCAGACGUGAAAAAGUUCAUUCAGUUAAAGGGAUACUUCAAAGGAUCUUGUAGCAGGUGGGAUCAUAUGCUUGAGGGGAUUAUGCAUCAGGAUCUUGCAUUAUGUGCUCUUGGUGGACUCAUUAGCCACUUAUCUCGACUGAUGUUGGAUGAUGCAUUGUGUAAUGGAGAUGUUAUAUCAUAUCAAGUGUACAAAGGAUGUCUGAGAAUGGAUGGACAAACACUUGUGAAUCUUGAGAUUUUCAAUAAUAAUGCUGAUGGUGGUCAAUCAGGUACAUUGUACAAGUAUCUUGAUAAUUGCAUCACCUCGUUUGGUAAACGGCUUUUAAGGAACUGGAUCUGUCAUCCAUUGAGAGAUGUUGAGAAAAUUAAUCAAAGGCUAGAUGUGGUCGAUGAGCUUUUAGCACAUCCAGAAGUCAUGUUACUUGUUGCUCAAUAUCUACGCAAGGUUCCAGAUCUAGAGCGGCUUCAUGGACGUGUGAAGGCUACCAUUAACUCCUCUGCUGUGCUCUUGCUGCCUCUAGUAGGCAGCAAAACCCUGAAACAGCGAGUUAAAGCGUUUGGUUUGCUUGUCAAAGGUCUACGUGCAGGAAUGGAUUUGCUAAUGUCAUUACAGAAUGAAGGGCAUAUAACCACUUCGCUAUCAAAAGUUCUUUGCCUUCCACAACUGAUUGGGGCCAACGGGCUUGAUAAAUUUCUAACCCAAUUUGAAGCAGCAAUAGAUAGUGACUUUCCCAAUUAUCAGGAUCAUGUUGCAACAGAUUCAAGUGCAGAAACUUUGUCAAUUCUAGUGGAAUUAUUUGUAGAGAAGUCAAUCCAAUGGUCUCAAGUAAUCCAUGCCCUAAGCUGCUUGGAUAUACUUAGAUCUUUUGCUGUGAGCUCCAGCUUUUCUUGUGGAGCUAUGUGUAGACCGAAGAUUUUCCCUCAUUCAAAUACGAAUGCAGAGACUGGAGGUCCGAUACUUUCAAUGAAAGGAUUAUGGCAUCCGUAUGCCCUGGGGGCUAGUGGGGGAUUGCCUGUUCCAAACGAUUUACAUCUUGGGGUGAAUGAAGAUAUUUACAAUCCCUGUACCUUGCUAUUGACUGGACCAAACAUGGGUGGAAAGUCAACACUUCUACGUGCCACUUGUCUGGCUGUUAUACUUGCUCAGCUUGGUUGUUAUGUUCCUUGUGAAACCUGUGUUCUUUCGCUUGUGGACAUUGUCUUUACUCGGCUUGGAGCUACUGAUCGGAUUAUGACUGGAGAGAGUACAUUUUAUAUUGAAUGCACGGAGACUGCAGCAGUAUUACAGAAUGCGACACAAGAUUCUCUUGUGCUUCUUGAUGAAUUGGGUCGAGGGACUAGCACUUUUGAUGGUUAUGCUAUUGCAUAUGCAGUACUUCGUCAUCUUGUUGAGACAGUUAACUGCCGUUUGUUAUUUGCUACACAUUACCAUCCUCUCACAAAGGAGUUUGGUUCUCAUCCUCGUGUCAUAUUGAAACAUAUGGCUUGUGCUUUCAAGAAGCUGUCGGAGAGCUCCUGCCUUGGUGAGCAGGAACUGGUAUUCUUAUAUCGGCUUGCCUCUGGCCCGUGCCCUGAGAGCUACGGCAUGCAAGUAGCCAGAAUGGCCGGUAUCCCUGAAGUGGUUGUCCUAGGUGCUUCACAGGCUGGCCAGGUCAUGAAGAAGUUAAUCAGAGAUAGUUUCCAGUCAAGUGAGCAAAGGGCAAACUUCUCAACCUUGCAUGAACAAUGGUUCAGGUCCCUUCUGGCAAUUGCAAAAGCCGAGGAGACUGAUGUUGAGGAUACAUUCGAUACAUUAUAUUGCUUGUGGCUUGAGCUUAAGAACUCCAAGAGGUUAGGAACUGCUGAACAUAUAUAA